Messenger RNA from Haemorhous mexicanus (house finch), 3685 nucleotides. RefSeq names its product peroxisomal biogenesis factor 13 (gene PEX13). The record is from RefSeq and is a predicted model, not a curated record. Gene Ontology annotation, molecular function: protein binding. The transcript is spliced from 4 exons. Gene Ontology annotation, cellular component: peroxisomal membrane; peroxisomal importomer complex; peroxisome. The coding region runs from base 91 to 1278 and encodes 395 amino acids. Lineage: Eukaryota; Metazoa; Chordata; Aves; Passeriformes; Fringillidae. Gene Ontology annotation, biological process: protein import into peroxisome matrix, docking.
GGAGCCGAGCGGGGCCGAAGCGGAGCCGAGCGGGGCCGAAGCGGAGCCGAGCGAGGCCGAAGCCGAGCCGAGCAGGGCCGAGCGGGUGCGAUGGCGGCGACGCCGCCGCCCAAGCCCUGGGAGUCGCGGCGGCUGCCGGGCACCGCGACCGCCUUCCAGUCUGCUGACUUGGGUGACAACCUGCUGACCAGGCCCGGCCAGCCCACGGUGGCACGAAUCCCCCCGCCCAUUUUGCCAAGACCAUCCCAGCAGACGGCGAGCAGCAGCCUGAGCACUUUCAGGCCAGCCUACAGCAGCUCCUUUUCCCCAGGCUAUGGCUCCUAUGGCACCUCUUUCUAUGGAAGCUACAGUCCCUACAGCUAUGGCUACGGGGGGCUGGGCUAUAACCGCUUCUGUGCCGAGGGCAUUCCCCCCAGCAGGUUUGUGCAGCAGGCUGAGGAGAGCAGCAGAGGCGCCUUCCAGUCCAUCGAGAGCAUCGUGCACGCCUUCGCCUCCGUCAGCAUGAUGAUGGAUGCCACCUUCUCCGCUGUCUACAACAGCUUCAGGGCCGUGCUGGAUGUGGCCAACCACUUCUCCCGCCUCAAAAUCCACUUCACCAAGGUGUUCUCAGCUUUUGCCCUAGUGAGAACUAUAAGGUACCUCUACCAGCGCCUGCAGCGCCUGCUGGGUCUGCGGCAGAGCUGCGACAACGAGGAUCUGUGGGCUGAGAGCGAGGGCAAAGUCGCUCGUGCUGGCCUCGAAGACAAGGUGGCCAGCUCUGCGAAAUCCUGGCCCAUUUUCUUGUUCUUUGCUGUUAUAUUGGGAGGCCCCUACCUGAUUUGGAAGCUGCUUUCUACAUACAGUGAGGAAGAAACAGUGUCUAGUAACUGGGCGAGUGGAGAAGAUGACCAUGUAGUUGGAAGAGCAGAAUAUGAUUUCAAUGCUCUCUCAGAAGAAGAAAUUUCUUUCCGUGCUGGUGACAUGCUAAGAUUAGCACCCAAAGAACAACAACCCAAGAUCCGUGGUUGGCUCCUGGCUAGUUACGACGGCCAAACAACAGGACUUGUGCCAGCUAAUUACAUCAAAAUCCUGGGCAAAAGAAGAGGUAGGAGAACAGUGGACCUGGAAAGGAUUGCAGAGCAGAGGCCAGCCUUUCCCAGCACAGCUGUCAGAGGAGCCCCUGCUGCUGUGACUUUGGAGGAGCAGGAGGCAGCUUUUGAAACUGUUUUUGCUGGAAGCAGCAAAGUUCCUGUGGCGUCAGACUCUGCUGUGGCUGGAGGAGAGAAGCAGGAGCUCUGAUGCACUUUGAUCAACAAAGCAAAUGAACUGUGCUUUAUUGAUACCACUUAGGGCUUGCUGAAAAUCUGGUUUGUAGUGGAGCACUGGUGGGUCUGUACCAGUUUUUGCUGCUACUGGCUGGUGAAGGGAUGGAGAAAUGAUUGCUCAAAUUUGUGGUAUUUAUUUUUGACUCACCUAAGGCUGCACGUCAGUGAUUCUAUCCACCCACCUGGCAGCAACUCUGAGAUCUUGAGACAGGAGAAGUGAGGCAUUCAUAAAAAAGCAAACAAAGGAAAAAAAAAAUAGGGACUGCCAUUCUUGCUUAGGAGACAAAUUAACGCCCGGUCUUCAUAGGAGUCUCGAGCCUCUUCAACAGAUGUGCAAAGGGAAGAUUGAUUUCUGUAAGGUGUCCUCCAAAAUGUCACCCUCAGAACCAUAAAGGUGUAACAGCACAUUGUCUCCCCCUAAAAGGAGGGAGAGUUGCAGGAGAUGCACACAAUGGAAUAGUUAGAAGGUUUUAAGUUGCUUCAUAAGAAGUAGGGUUCCUAAAGAACUUAGCUCUCAGGAAAAAAGGGACUUGGGAGGAAGGGAGGAGAAAUAGAGUUUACAAAGGGAGAGCAGUGAGGCAUCACCAGUAUUUCCAAGCAGUUUAUUAAAAGGACAUUGAAAUAAAGGGUAUUCUACAGUCAGGCACUCAUUAGUUGUUACUCCCUUAAUAACUUUGCAUCACUUUAGCCAUUUUGUGAUGUAGCCUGCUAGCUGCCUAUCCAUCAGCGACCAACUGCAUCUCAGCUUAUUUCUGUCCUUUAUUGAUUUUAUAUGAAUGUCAAAAUAUCUCUCCUGUGUUUUUGAGCUGUAGGAAAGCCUUGAGUUGGGGGAAGCUGAAAGUAAUUGGAGCAUCAAAGAAAAGUGACAUUUCUUGCUUAAUUGUGUCAGUUAGAGAAGUUCUUGGAGUUGGGCAAACUUUUCAUGCUGCCUUUCAGGUGGUAAAUUUUGCAUCUGCCCAUAAAAUUUUAGGGCUCCAGUUUAUCAAAAGCCAUAAAAAUGUUGAGACUGUUCAAAGUAUUUUCUUCAUAUGGGUGUUUGAAAAUUCUGUCUUGAAAUACUGUUUUGGUUUUUUGUUAAAUGAAGCAAAGAUAAUUAAAACUUUUUUUUUUCCUUGUAGUAUGUAUGUAUAACGUGUUGAACUUCUGAAGGUUACAUCAGUGGAUUAAAUAACUAAGUUUGUCUUAAUCAUUAAAAUAGCUGUUUUAUUUUCAAGUUUCUUGAAAAUUUAAGUAGGGCACAGGCCUUUUCUUAAUUGAUUGAGCAGUUUCAGUUUGACCAUUCCUACAGGGAUCUUCAACACCCAUUAUGUGUUAACAAAGCUCUCAGUAUUUAUAUUUUAAUGGCAUUUGUUGGCCUUGGGUUCUUAGAAGUCUGUUCACACAACAAAACUCUAAAAAAAGGAGCACAAUUUUAUUGAGAUAGAGUGGCUGAAAAGACAAAUAUUAUGCUGGAACCUUGAUUUGAAAGUAAUCUCUGAAUGCCUGUUGUUAAUAAAUAGAACAUGAAUUUAAGUGGUCGUGCUCAGGUAUUGGGAGAUGGUGAUCACAAUAUUUUAUAGUAAAUUGUUAGAUUUUCAAGUGCAGAUGUAAAGGAAAAAGUAGUUGGAGGGCAAAUGAAAACCUUGAGGUUUAAAACAGAACAUGUUCCCAAGCCAUUGCCCUGUGUACCAGAAAAUUAUCUGUAUUUGAAAAUUAUAUCUGUUGUUGAAAUGAAAAUAGCAAAAAAAAUCUGAAAUUUAAAAUGCAGAGAAACAAAAGGGGGGAGGGGUGUAUCAAGUGUACAGUUCUGUGUGCAGAGUGUGUCCCUGGAGGGAAUUCAUUUACUGUUCUCAGAUGUAGUUAAUGGACUGUCAGCCUCUCCUGUCAGUGAAAGAUUUCAGUCAGAGGAAGGGUCUUUCAAUGAAUGAAUAAAUAAACUCCUUUUUUUUUUUUUUUUUUGUAAGAGUAUCCAUUCAGGUAGAUUUUUUGGCUUUCUAGCUGUUUUAGUUUUUUUUUUUUUUUUUUCUGUUUUCUGGCUCAGAACAAGUUUAGAAGAGAACGCCACAAUGCUUGUUGGAAUGUUUUAAGUCUUAUUUUUAGAAAGCUAAGUUUAAUUUCAUUUCCAGGUCAUACUAUUUUGACAAUUCUUUUAGGAGAAAGAUAGGUUAUUCUUACCUGAGUUGUCUUUAUAUUUGUUUGACUUAGCCUAUAAGUCAUCAUACUGUCAUCAUACAAACUGUCAUCAUUGUAUCUCCUAAAUCUCAACAAGAAUUUUGAUCCUUUCAAUCUUGCAAUUACCUUAAUUGGAAAAAAAGGCUCUGAGGAAUUGAAGUCAGUUAUUUAACUCACAAUUAAUUGUAUUGAUUGCAGAAGGGUAUUAAAGUUCAUUGAAGUGAAAUAUA